This is a messenger RNA of Temnothorax curvispinosus, 1455 nucleotides long. RefSeq names its product AP-3 complex subunit mu-1 (gene carmine). The transcript has 9 exons. Gene Ontology annotation, cellular component: clathrin adaptor complex; cytoplasmic vesicle. Bases 184 to 1437 code for a protein of 417 amino acids. The record is from RefSeq and is a predicted model, not a curated record. Gene Ontology annotation, biological process: endocytosis; intracellular protein transport. NCBI's taxonomy places the organism in Eukaryota, Metazoa, Arthropoda, Insecta, Hymenoptera, Formicidae.
UUCGAAACGCGUCGAAAAGGAAACAUUUUCAUCUUCCAAGCCAAGCCUGUGUAUUAUCAGCAUAUUGUUACAUAUAUUUACAUUUUACAUGAAACAUUUCUGAUUUUGUGUAUUAACGUUGAAAUUAAUCACAUUUCCGUAAUUAAAAAUUUCCAGCCUCAAACAUAUUUGUUAUUCAUAAACAUGAUAAAUAGUCUCUUUAUUAUAAAUUCUUCGGGAGAUGUUUUCAUGGAGAAACAUUGGAAGAGUGCAGUCGCACGUUCGCUUUGUGACUAUUUUUUUGAUCAGCAGCGAAGAGUCUUGUCUCCGGAGGACACACCGCCGGUGAUAGCUACUCCACAUCAUUAUCUUAUUAGCAUAUAUCGCUGUAAUAUGUUUUUUGUGGCAGUGUGCAUGACAGAGGUUCCACCAUUAUUCGUCAUCGAAUUCUUACACAGGGUAGUGGAUACCUUUGAAGAUUAUUUCAGCGAAUGCACAGAAACUAUUAUAAAAGAAAACUAUGUGGUGGUAUACGAAUUGCUGGACGAGAUGUUGGACAAUGGUUUUCCUCUGGCGACAGAAUCCAAUAUAUUGAAGGAGUUGAUCAAACCACCCAAUAUUUUACGCACUAUAGCGAAUACUGUUACAGGCAAAUCCAACGUUAGCGCAAUCUUGCCAAGUGGACAACUAUCUAAUGUUCCUUGGAGACGAACUGGAGUAAAGUAUACCAACAAUGAAGCUUAUUUUGAUGUCGUCGAAGAAGUAGAUGCGAUUAUUGAUCGAACUGGAGCGACAGUGUUUGCAGAAAUUCAGGGCUACGUUGACUGUUGUAUAAAACUAAGCGGUAUGCCAGAUCUUACCCUUUCGUUUAUGAAUCCAAGACUGUUCGACGACGUGAGCUUCCAUCCUUGCGUUCGAUUCAAAAGAUGGGAGUCGGAGAGGAUACUUUCUUUUAUUCCGCCCGAUGGUAACUUUCGCCUCCUUUCGUAUCACAUAGGAUCGCAAAGCAUUGUGGCAAUUCCUAUAUACGUAAGACAUAAUAUUAGUCUAAAAGAACCAGGAGGUGGUAGGUUAGACAUAACUGUUGGACCAAAACAAACUAUUGGUAGGACAGUUGAAAAUGUGACUUUAGAAAUUCCAAUGCCAAAGAUAGUUUUGAAUUGCACUUUAACUCCAAACCAAGGAAAAUAUUCGUUUGAUCCCGUCAGCAAGAUAUUGCUAUGGGAUAUUGGAAGAAUCGACGUUUCAAAGCUGCCAAAUCUAAGAGGAUCGAUUACAAUACAAAAUUCAACGGCUGUUACUGAAUCAAAUCCUGCCAUUAAUGUGCAUUUUACGAUCAAUCAAUUAGCGGUAUCCGGACUGAAGGUGAAUCGGUUAGAUAUGUAUGGCGAAAAGUAUAAGCCAUUCAAAGGUGUCAAAUAUAUUACUAAAGCUGGCAAAUUUCAAAUAAGAAUGUAAAUAUACUAAAAUUAUAAA